Molecule: messenger RNA, 520 nt
Organism: Fomitopsis serialis
Lineage: Eukaryota; Fungi; Basidiomycota; Agaricomycetes; Polyporales; Fomitopsidaceae
Exons: 1
Coding region: 235-417 (60 amino acids)
Source: RefSeq, a predicted model, not a curated record
AUAUGAGUCGUAAGACUCGGUGACGUAUGAUCGUCGUCUCAGCCACCACGCCACUACGAUCGAACAUCUCAUCCGCUUGCAGAUUGGCAAACGAACGACAGGGAAACCUUCCUAAGAGGCCACACAUAUCCAUAAAGCUCUCGCAUACCGGCUCUCGCAUAUCGGCCCUUCAAGAGCCUCACCACUUAUCCGCGCUCAGCGCCGCAGCAGCGUACGGAUGCUGCUCGAACCGCAAUGGCUGGUCUAGCUCAUACGGCACCAGCGGCAGUAGCUGCCAAAAACAUGUGGCAUGCUCUCGUCCAAGUUCGUCAACUGAAGGUCCCGCAUAAGCGGGCGUUCCUCUUCCUCCAGCAGCUCAUUCUCAAGCACGGCGCUCAUGCAUACUGUAAAGACACGAUAUCCGUGAAGGAAGUCUGAGACGGCCUCGACUUCUUCUGCUCGUCGCGGAGUCAUGCCAUCAAGAUGGUCGACUUCCUGUCAGGCGCUGUCCCUAUACGCAGCGCGACCAGAAGAAGGUCGA